Oryza brachyantha (malo sina) is the source of this 1306-nucleotide messenger RNA. Its product is annotated as B3 domain-containing protein Os03g0212300-like. The transcript has 4 exons. The record is from RefSeq and is a predicted model, not a curated record. Gene Ontology annotation, molecular function: DNA binding. NCBI's taxonomy places the organism in Eukaryota, Viridiplantae, Streptophyta, Magnoliopsida, Poales, Poaceae. Bases 260 to 1060 code for a protein of 266 amino acids.
UAUGAUAAGAUGCUGCACUGUUGUUGUUGUUUUUUCCCAGGUCACAAUUCACAAACGCAACAAGGUUGUGUAGCCUAGCUUGUCGAAUCAAAGAUAGUAGUAGCUGUGAUGAUCAGCAUCCUGUACCAUUUUGAGCUGCCACUCUCUUGAUCUGACAGGCUCAACUGCACUGCUGCCCUGCUUUUCUUCUUCUCCCUCUCCAAUUUCUAGCAAGAUUGCUUGCUCCCUUGAACCACCCAAUAACUUCUAUUGCUCAAGAAUGGUGGAGCAGAUGGUCAACCCUGGCUUGACUGACUUCGAGUUCUUCAAGAUCAUCCUGCCCGGAUCCUCCAGAACGAAACUGAAGCUGCCUGACAAGUUCGCGAGGGAGCUGGCGGGCCGAGAGCUCCGGGACGCGAAGCUGCGGGUCGCCGGCGCGGGGCGGCGCUUGUGGGACGUGGAGGUGGUCGCCGACGACGCCGACGGCGAGGUGUACCUCGGCCGCGGCUGGCAGCAGUUCGCCUGCGCGCACGACCUGCGGGGCGGGCACUUCCUCGUCUUCCGCUACGACGGCGCCGCCGUGUUCACCGUCACGGUCUUCGACGGGACCAUGUGCCGCAGGGAGUACCGCCGCCAGCGAGACGACGACGACGCCGGCAGCGGAAGCAGCAGCGGCGACGGCGAUUCGGCGGCGGGGGCCGGGGCCGCCGGCGACGACGCAGCGUCGUCCCAGUUCGCCGUGACGCUGCGGCAGUGCAACCUCGGCAAGAAGCAGGCCCAGUACCUGAACGUGCCGGUGGAGUUCCAGGACGCGCACGGGUACGUGAAGCGGCGGAGGGUGGCGCUGCGGAUGCGCGGGGAGACGUGGUACGUGAACCUGAAGCACAGCCGGCGGGCGCAGGCGCGCGGCCAGCGCACGGCUCUCCGGUACGGGUGGCACCAGUUCUGCGUGGACAACGGCCUCGCCGUCGGCGACACCUGCUUCUUCCGGGUCGUCCGCGAGGGCGACCUCCGCCGCGGCGGCGAGGACCACGUGCUCAAGGUCGCCGUCCGCAAGGCCGACGGCACCCCACUCGAGUGAUUGAUCAAAUCACCUGCUUCCUCCACGCUGCACUCUUAGUUACACUCUUAAUUAGUGGUUAAUAUUAGCGGCGCCUCGUUGUAUAUGUUUUUAGAUGUUGCAAUUAGCACUAGUGCGUCGUGUUGAGCAAUUAUACCUUGACCAUUUUUUUUAUAUAAAAUUUAGUGUCGGUUGAUAUCUUAGAUACUAGAAUGUACUAAAUUUUACAUAAAAAAUAAUAAUAACUCAUAAUACCUUCUUUAAGUA